GUUCGGGUCGGGUACCAUCAAAGUCCGUCAGCUGUGAACACAAUUAAAACGACCGUAUCACAUUGAUACGAUUGAUUAGCGCUGCCGCUCUUGGAACUAAUAAACAAAGUAUUCAGAGGACGCACUGCGGAUGACGUCCCGCAUGUGUUGACCGAUUUUGAGCAGAGUACUGUUUCCGCGGUGAUUAAAGUGAACACUUGAAUACUUUUUGUAGCAUCGUUGAGAUUCUUGUCAACGGAAUUGGAAAGCUCUUGAAUUGAAGUGGCAGGAAAAUUGGACUUCAAAAUGCCUAAAUUCAGUGGACCCAACUGGUUCUCAAAACCUCAGUCCCGCAAAAAAACCAAAGCUCCUCCCGUGAAGGGAACAACCUUGGUGACUUUUGCCGAAGAGGACGAAGAGGAAGCGCCUCCAUCCGGAUCAGUCCCGAAGGCACCGCUUAGAAACCCUCGGAAACAGCAAGGACACUCCGUUCGAUCGCUACUGUCGCGUCAGGUUUCGUGGAUUAGCAGCAGUGAGGGAGGAAGCAGUGGUCGAAGUUCUUCAGGGACGAGCAGCGACGGAGGCGGACGCAGCCCAGGCGAAUCAGGAGGGGGCAGUUUCUCCCGGCAGAGCAGUGUCAGACAGAGCGCAACCAGCCAUCAGCGGAGUGGGUUUUCCACGUCGGGAACCAGCAGGAAGCCGCCGCCACUGAGACGACCGAAGAGUGCGAUGGCCGACACGGAGAAGGAGGAAGCUGUGAACUUGCAAGUGGAGUUCGAGUGGGUGCUGCACGAGGAAGUACACUCGGUGCUGAAACAGUUGCACGUCAUUCUGGUGGAGUGUGCCCAUCGGUUUCCGGUUCCGCUGUACGGCAACGAAGGAAAAAAGCAAGACAAAUUUGUACUGACGGCAGCCCCGGAGCAGUUGAAGUGUAUCGUCACGUUAACCGGCGAUAGCAUUACUCACGCGGAUAUCAACUUUAAAGUGCAGCGUCAGCAACAACAAACACAACGCACAAGCAUCACCCAAGACUACCCGUGGAAAAUCCAACAGGUACAGGACGCUGCCAACCACCUCCAGCAAGCAAUACACCACAUCGACAAUGUGGACAGUGCGUACAACUUUAAAACCUCCGACGAGGUCAUGCACAUUCUUGGCAACAUUUUGGGAGCGUUGCAGCGGGGCCGGACUUCUCUGGUGGUACCCCGAAAGAAGCCCAUCGACGAGCUGAUGAAAAGUCGAAACAUGAAGGCUCUGUCGCCUAACUUACCGGAGGAUUUGGCCAUCAGUUUUUACAUCCAGAGCCACAAGUUGAUCUUUGUGGCUUAUCAGCUGACCAACUUUCAGGGUACGAUGAAGUUCGAUUCCUGCCAGGCUGAAUGUUCAGUGCCCUGGCUGAAUGAGGUGCUGGUGUUGUUCACCGUGGCGUUGCAGCUGUGUCAGCAGCUCAAGGAUAAGAUUUCAGUAUUCUCUCAGUACAAAGACUUCACCGUUGGUUCUCGAUCAGCAUCGGCCAUGUCCUAUUGAUUGGAUCUAUCGCCGGCAGCGGAACCACUGGUGCCGUGUCGGGCUUAAGCAGGCAGAUUAGAAUUUAUGUACAACCAGUCCCCCAUUUUCGUUUACUGAGAUAUUGAUUCGUCAACUCUGCCUGCCUGAACGAAGUGCAGCAAACUCCUCAGUUUUCAGGACAAAACAAAAUGCAUACGUGGAACUAGUGAAAUUCUGGAUCCUAUUAGUCGUUAAGUAUCGCGCUAAAUCCAUACACACUUAUGCAAACCGUGGCGUUGUUCAAACGAAGAUCUAGAGUUUAGUGUUCGUAACGGAAAAAAUAGCGAAUUUGGCCGCCGUAGGCCGUUGUUGAUAAUGUUUUAAUGUUUGUUGAUAAAUUAGGUACUCGUGCUGUUUUCGGUGGAAGUCUGAAAAAUGGAAUACUAACGAAGAAAUUGCUUCUAAGAAUGUCCUUAGCUACUAGAAAGGAUCAACAGACAGCCGAUAACAUCACAUUUAGAUAAGCAGAAGUGAAAAAAGUGAAUUUCAUGUUUAAGAGUACUUAACGAGUCGUAAGUAAAUUAAACUGAUGAGAUCAUAUACUGGCAAAUAUUUACUCAACCUUAUACGUACGAAACAACGUGCGAGUGUUCCACUUCAUAGAUGAAUUUUAACCUCCGGUUAGCAGACGGUCAUUGAUUUUGACAAAAAAGGCGUUUGCAAUACAGCGCCCUCAAUUUAGCGUGCGAUAAAUGAUGAAAAUUAGUAGUAGGAAUCUCGAAAAGACCUUAAUUAAGACAACAUGGCCGGCUGCUGAACGGAGGGCGGCACUUACGGGGACACCACAUGGCGCAAACACGACAUUUUCCCAGAGCUGAUGGGGCUUGCGCUUGGAUGUGUCCCCUAAAAGGCUAGUGCCACUAGUUCAUAGCAGACAAUGAACUGUAAAAUAUGAGUAGUAUAGGCACCAUUAUACACAUACAUAAGCUAGUAACUUUUUGAACGCUUCAGCGUUAAUACUAAUUCAAUAGUAAGGAGUAAAAAUUCACUACUUGAAGGUUUUAAACUGUUCGGAUAGAUUAUGACGAUUUUAUUUUGCAAAUAUAGUUAUUUAUUUAAA
Molecule: messenger RNA, 2587 nt
Organism: Armigeres subalbatus
Lineage: Eukaryota; Metazoa; Arthropoda; Insecta; Diptera; Culicidae
Gene: rogdi
Product: protein rogdi
Exons: 6
Coding region: 286-1506 (406 amino acids)
Cellular component (GO): RAVE complex
Source: RefSeq, a predicted model, not a curated record